Saprolegnia parasitica CBS 223.65 is the source of this 1164-nucleotide messenger RNA. RefSeq lists its product as hypothetical. The transcript has 4 exons. NCBI's taxonomy places the organism in Eukaryota, Oomycota, Saprolegniomycetes, Saprolegniales, Saprolegniaceae. Gene Ontology annotation, molecular function: calcium ion binding; calcium-dependent protein serine/threonine phosphatase regulator activity. Bases 31 to 1164 code for a protein of 377 amino acids. The record is from RefSeq and is a predicted model, not a curated record.
CGUGGGAAACAACAAAAAUAGACUGACAGCAUGCGCGGGCAGCUCCACGGUCUCAACGACGGACCGCGAAAGAGCCCGCAAACACUGACUGGUUUUGCGCGCAGCCGAACGACGGGCAAGUACGUUGUUCAAAAGGUCAACGUGCAACCUGCGGCGACUGCUCUUCCCCCAUCGGUCCCACGCCUCGACACCUCGGCGACGACUUUUACAUCCUUGUCACGACCAAACGCAAGGAUUGCAGAAAUACCGGGCAAAGCAACAGCCAGCGCAGCAUCGACAAAAGAACCCAGCAAUGAUUCCCUUGGCGCGCCGGUCGGUGUCUACGGCCCACGCCUCAAGCGGCGUUGCACGGAAGACGUUUGCUACGGUUCGGGCAUGACGCACCGUGAAAUCAAGCGACUGAUAGCUCUGUUUGAUGACAUUGACACGACGCACUCGGGUGUCAUCAACCUUGUGGAAUUUUACUACCUUCUCGAGUCGCCUCAAAACGAGUACACGCGCGGCAUUUUGCGCCUCGCGCCACAGCGGAGCGAUCCGAAGAAGCUUUCGCUUGAUGACUUUGUCGAGAUUGUGGUCAAGUUUGCUUGCAUGGACAACGAGGGCGUGAUUGAGUUCUGUUUCGAGACGUUUGACGAGGACGAGUCAGGCGCACUCGACAGCAAUGAGUUUCGCAACCUCUGCAGCGCGAUUCAAGUGCGCACCGACACCUUCUUCAACGGCAACUUUAUGCGCGCGAUGGAGCAUUUUGACGAAGACAAGGACGAGCAGCUCAACCGGCGCGAGUUUCGCCUUCUUAGCAUCCAGUUUGGACUUAUUUUCUACCCGAUCUUUCGCUUCCAGAACAAGGUGCGCGUCAAAACGCUUGGGCGCUGGAAGUGGUACCACAUCAAGCGCCGAGGCAAAAGCAUCGAUGCGUGCCGCCACUAUAUGCAGACACACGACGGGCGCGAGCCGCCCAUCACCUGGUUCGAUCGCGUCUUUAGCUGCUGGAACCAUGCCCCCCGAUUGCGUCACAUUGCCGUCGAGCUCUACAAAGCGGAUCAGCACCGACUGCAACUUGAAGCGCAGCGCUCAGCGAUUCUAUUCAAUCUCGGUGUGCUGCCAAAAGGCGCGACGCACGAACCAUCCAAACCGAUUCCGUUUGAAGUGAAAUCGUCGGGUUGA